This is a messenger RNA of Lytechinus variegatus (green sea urchin), 1968 nucleotides long. Its product is annotated as homeobox protein HB1. Gene Ontology annotation, biological process: anterior/posterior pattern specification; regulation of transcription by RNA polymerase II. Bases 303 to 1235 code for a protein of 310 amino acids. Gene Ontology annotation, cellular component: nucleus. The transcript has 2 exons. The record is from RefSeq and is a predicted model, not a curated record. NCBI's taxonomy places the organism in Eukaryota, Metazoa, Echinodermata, Echinoidea, Temnopleuroida, Toxopneustidae. Gene Ontology annotation, molecular function: DNA-binding transcription factor activity, RNA polymerase II-specific; RNA polymerase II cis-regulatory region sequence-specific DNA binding.
CGUCGGUGUCGAGUAGGAAAAAAACCCUUCACAUCCGAGCCGGCGUUCGGAUAAAUGAGAGACCUUUUUUUAACGGAGGUCCAGAGUACAUGCAGGAAUCUCAAAUAUUAACCAGAGUCAUGCAGCCUCAAAUUCAAAGAUUAUUUCCAAGCGACAAUUUAUAGCAUCAAUUUUGCAAAUAGUAAACAUCAUUAGCGGUGACAGAACGACCAGGAAGAGAAGAGGAGCCACUGGUUUAGUUUCGUAAAGGGUUUUCUCGCUGUUUUUUAUUUAAUGAAGUACUUUUAUCAUUUCUUCUCACCAUGAGUUCGAGUUCCUAUUUCGUCAACCCAGCGUUUUUUCCGACUUAUCCUCAUGCAGGAGAGCAGUUUUAUGCCACCCCUCCCGGCAGCUAUGAACUCUCAUCGUGUGCUUUUAGCAAGAACCCCAAAACAUCAUCCUAUUCAUCAAGUUCUUCGUCGCCGAGCCUCGCGGCGUCGACAAAGCCAUCAUGCACCCAGCAGCUCGGUGCUACCACAUUUUACGGGGGAGGGACAUUAUCGAACUUUUCUACGGCAGCAGGGUACGGUGACCACUCGACGACGUCGGCAGGUUACGGGUCCAUCUCCCAACCGAUAUCACCAACGAGUGCGUGGGAUUCCAGAAUGGCUGCCACGUAUAAUUCGACUUCAUGGGGUAGCACAGCGGCGGAGCUGGGUGACGGGAGCUACAGGGGUAGAGUGAACGCUCUGGCCGCUGGUACAGGUUGUUUGGUAUCAGCCGCAGCAGCAGAACCUAACAACAAUCAUUGCUCACAGGUGAUGUCUCCUUGUAAAUCUACCUCAGGUUAUCCAUGGAUGCCCGUGGCAGGUCCAAACGUUGGUCUUGAAGUCGGCAGGAAAAGAUGUCGGCAGACCUACACUCGUUAUCAAACACUGGAGCUGGAAAAAGAGUUUCAUUUCAACCGCUAUCUUACACGAAGGAGAAGAAUCGAACUCAGCCAUCUUUUAGGAUUGACAGAACGGCAGAUCAAGAUCUGGUUCCAGAACAGACGGAUGAAGUACAAGAAAGAGAGCAAGAAUAAAGAAGAAGGAGCAUCGGGAGAAGGUGAGGGUGACAACGAGACCGAUUCAACGGGUACGGAGAACGCUCAAUCUCAGAACGCUGUACACGGGGUGACGAUAUUGGAAAAACCAUCGUCGUUAGUACUGCAUGUAGAAGAGAAUGUUGGAUUGAACGUUGUACGACAUUCGUGAAAAUGUUGACAUGGUAGAUGAAAAGUGACUGUAUUUAAACAAAACAUAUUCCUUGACGUUAAUUGGUAAUUUAUACUAAAAAUGAUAAAUACAAAAAAGAGUCAGGGGAUUGAUUGAUUGAAGAGUUUAUGUGGAACCCAAGGGUAUUGUCAUAUCAUACUUUGGCGUUAAUAUUGUGUGUGUAUGUGUCACCUGGAUGUACAUAGUAAUAUCAACUCGAUGUGUAAAUUAUGUAUAUAAUCUAUGGACUUUGUGUGUAUAGAGAGCAAAAAUAACAUUCUUUGAAUGUUGACAUAGUUUAAAUGUAUGCUGAAGUACAGUGUUGCCGUUAUUGUACACCGCUCUGGCGUCGGACAGUCAAUGGGGGAAACAGCACGAUGAGUAACUCCAUUCGCUGAUUUCAUGCAGUCACGUGACUCACCUCAAAAUAUACGCUCAUGUAAAUUUGCUAUUUUGUUGUUGGUUUUAUCACCCUCAUAUUUUCACAGUACUAAGUUAUGAAAUUUGCUGCACUUAAUCCACGAUGUACAAGUAUAUCAUUACACCCAAGGAUAUUUUAAUGGGUAUAUUUUGUUGAAUAAUUUUGAAAAUUGAAAGGAAUGUCGUGUAAAGUUUUCUCAGGAGGUAUAACGUGCAUGACCACAGUCACAAUUAAAAAACUGGGCGUUGUGGCGUGCGCCUGUAAUCCAAGCUGUGGAAAGGUUACAAAUUGAUGCAGAGGUUCGAGUCCUGA